Messenger RNA from Arachis stenosperma, 3213 nucleotides. RefSeq names its product FT-interacting protein 3-like. The record is from RefSeq and is a predicted model, not a curated record. NCBI's taxonomy places the organism in Eukaryota, Viridiplantae, Streptophyta, Magnoliopsida, Fabales, Fabaceae. The transcript has 3 exons. The coding region runs from base 311 to 2308 and encodes 665 amino acids.
GGAAACCUCUUGGUGUCGGUUAUUACCAUGAAGGUGAAAGCAGACUUUUUAGGGGGCACCGCAGAACAAGCAAGUCCUUCAGUUUUACUUGGCGAUUUUCGGUCCUAGAGUUCUGAAACGCGCCUCAAAUCAAUGUUUGCUGCUAUUUCCUCCAACUGGGUGUCGUAAUAGGACACGGUUCUGUCAAGAUGUAUACUUGGUUUAAAACUAAUGGGUACUUGCCUUUGCCUGUGUGAUGAAGACUGAAGUCAUAUACGAUUAAAUUUGCGUCAAAACCAUUAUGUUUUAGAGAAAGAGGGCGUGGGAUCUAAUGGAAGUAAUGAUGGAAAACAAAUCAAACGCAGCAGACUCGGAAAACUCAAAAGCUAUGGACUCAAACCCAAGCGAUAACACCGUGUCUUCGCGCAUACAAAUUGGACCUCAACUUGCAGAUGAGUCAUUGGAGAAGGGUAAAAUUACGAGUUCAACCAAUGAUUUAGUGAAGCCAUUUACAGAGGCAUGCCAUUCUGAAGCUGCAAAUGUUCCUUUUGAUCGGUUCACAGGACCAAAAGUUUAUCACUCCCCAAAACUAUGGCACCUUCGAGUUUCGGUUAUUGAAGCAGAGCAUAUCAUGCCAGGGCACAGAGGAGCAGAGUUGGUGAGGUUCCCCGAGUUCGUUAUCAAAGUCCAAGUUGGAGACUUUCAUCUGAGUACUGCAAUUGCUGCUCCUAGCUCCACUCGAAGCUUCUCCAAUCCUUUCUGGAAUGAAGACUUGUUGUUUGCGGUUGAUGAGCCGUUUGUAAAUUCAUUGCAGGUUACGGUUCAGGACCGGAUACAAUCGGACAAUGAGAUUGUUGUGGCUACGGGGAAAGUUUUAAUGGAUACUAUAGAGAAGCGAGUUGAUGAAAGACCUGUUACUUCGAGUUGGUUCAAUCUUGAAAGCCACCACGGAAAAUCAGGUGAUAAGAACAAGGCAAGUACAAGGUUUGUUCCUCGGAUUCACCUACGAGUCUUUUUAGAUGGAGGUUACCAUGUGUUUGAUGAGGUCAAAAUGAAUAAGAGCGACCACCUUAUUGGGGUGCUUUAUAUGAAAAUCCUUGGUGCCAGGGGGCUUGAGCCAGUGCAAAUAAAGGAUACUAUUGGUGAAGAGCAGCCUGUGACUAAUGCAUAUUGUGUUGCAAAGUAUGGGCAAAAAUGGUGUCGAACUCGCAAUGUGGUUGAUAGCUUGUCGCCAGAGUGGAAUGAGGAAUACAGUUGGGAAGUUUAUGAUCUCUGUACUGUUGUUACUAUUGGGGUUUUCUAUGACCGUAGGAUCAUUGAAAAUGUUGAUGAUGAUGAUGAAGAAGCUUCUUCAGAUGAUUGUAUUGGGAAAGUGAAAAUCAGAUUGUCCAUACUUGAUACUGAUAGAACUUACACUCACUCUUACCCUCUGCUGAUCAUGCUUCCAUCUGGAGUGAAGAGAACGGGUGAAAUUCAUUUGAGCACGAGGCUUUCGUGUUCGAAUGUGUCUAACAUGCUGCUUAGAUACACAAUGCCAUUGGUUCCCAUGAUGCAUUAUGGGGAACCCAUAACCGAGGGUCAACGUACUAACUUGACUAACCAGGCCAAGAGCAUGUUGGUAUCCAGGCUGAGUAGAGAAGAGCCACCACUGGGAAGGAAGGUGGUAGAGUACAUGCUUGAAGAUGAUAUGUGGAACUUAAGGAUAAGCAAAGCCAAUUUUUACAGGAUGAUGGGCGUAGGCUCGGGGCUUUUUGCCAUGUUUAGGCUUCUGAAUGAAAUUCGUAACUGGCAAAAGCCAGCGCAUUUGAUACUAUUCAUUGUCAUUGUAGUCACGCUAAUGAUGCAUCCAAAGUUAAUCAUUCUGGCCUAUAUAUUAUACAUCGGGUUAGCGGGGUUGGCGAACUAUCGUUGUCGACCACGCCACCCACCUGGUAUUGAUGCCAGACUUUCACAAGCUGACGGCAGUCACCCCGAUGAGCUUGACGAAGAGUUUGAUACGAUCCCUACAACUCGUCCCGAUGAUAUUGUUAGGAUGAGGUAUGAUAGGCUGAGAUCUAUUGCAGGAAGGUUUCAAACUGUGGUUGGAGAUCUGACAUCACUGCUAGAACGACUCCAAGCAUUGGUGAAUUGGAGAGAUCCAAGAGCCACCACCUUAUUUUUGGUGUUUUGCUUGGUUAGUGCUUUUGCUUCCUAUGUUGUGCCCAUCCGGGUUCUGAUUGCGCUCUUCGGAAUGUACUGGUUGAGACCACCAUGGUUCAGAAGCAAAUCGCCCCCUCUAGCUCUUAACUUCUUCCGUAGAUUGCCAUCUAAGGAUGAUUGUUUCUUUUGAACGCAUGGAUAAGACUGGAAUUGGGAAGUAAGCUGGCUCCUUUUUUUUCAUCCUUUUCUAUAAGAAAAUAUGAUUUAUAAUAUUUUGCUAUUGUUAUACUGUCUUGUUACUGUUUUUAGUUAAAAAAAAAAAUUUUAACAGUAAUGCUAAGGUCUAAGAAAAUAAUAAUCUAAGCGUUAAAUCUAUUUCACUAUUUUUAUUAAUUAUUUGGAUCACUUUUAUUAUGAAGUAUGAACGUUGUUUCCAUACCUGCAAACUAGAAUAGAAGUUGUAAUGACUAGAGAUUUCUAACUUUACUCUCUUCUUUCUGUUAGGGUUGAAGCCUUUUUACCCUUGUGGCCUCCAAGAGGGAGGCUGCCGCCGCCACCGCUAUCUUGGUAAGGUGGUGGCCUCCCUCCCCCCCUUUCCCCUCUCUUCUCCUUUUUCUUUACUCUAUUCUCUCUCUUUUUUCUUCUUUUGGUUUCUUUCAGUUUUCUUUGUUUAAUUUCUGUUUUCUAAUAUCCCUAUGUGGUGUAUUUUCUCUCCUUUUGUGGUGGUUUAUUGUCCUCCCUUUAUGGGUAGUAUGGGUACGUUGGUACAGAUCUAUCAGAUCUUGGAGUAUACACUGAAGUUCACUUGUUGUUCAUGGAAAUAUCUUCAGACUAGAGGAGGAUUCGACUUUAAGCAGAGAAGAAGAACAGAAUUUUUAACAUGUUGCAUCACUUUUAGUGUUGAUUUAGAAAUCAUAGAGAUUCAGAUCUGUCUAUGUUUCUACUGGUUAAGAUUCUUUGUAAUCGAACGUUGGGCUUACUUUCAGUUUAUAGUUCAGCAUAGAAUUUAUCUAAUCAUCUUCUCUAAUUUUAGAUCUAACUUAUCUCUAUCAUCUGUAAGUGCCGUUUGGCUUUCCUUUAAAUGAUAUGUUUCCU